This is a messenger RNA of Coccinella septempunctata (seven-spotted ladybird), 1574 nucleotides long. RefSeq lists its product as uncharacterized. Bases 299 to 985 code for a protein of 228 amino acids. NCBI's taxonomy places the organism in Eukaryota, Metazoa, Arthropoda, Insecta, Coleoptera, Coccinellidae. The record is from RefSeq and is a predicted model, not a curated record. The transcript has 2 exons.
CGUUACGUGUAGUAAGUGCUCGAAGACAAUAAGUCGUUACGACGACUCAAUUUCAUGCUCUAAAGAUAGUUCACAUCUAUUUCACAUUCAGUGUGUAAAUUUAACCGUUCAAAGUCUUGAAACACUCAGAAAAUCUGGCACCUUUAAAUCCUGGCUCUGGGAUGAUUGUUCUCCAGUAGACAUAACCCCAAAAACUGAUUGUCCAAAGGACUCUGCACCGGAAACCGUAGAUUAUUCCACUGAGAAACUACUUGGAAAUAUUACAAAUACUAUAACUGAUACUCUCAGGUCAUUGCUUAUGCCCUUGGUACAUGACUUGAAAGUGGAAAUUGAGAACCUUCGUGAGGAAGUUUCAGGCUUGAGGAGCGAAAAUAUGCGAAUUCUUCAAUAUAUCGACUCUCAAGGAAUUGGAAAGGACCCUAAGAUCAAAAAAUAUGCUGAAGUUGUAAAACAGAAUAGCAAUCCGAAAGUGAAAAUUUAUAAAAAUAAUGUCAACACGCCAACUGUCAGCGCGAUAAAAUCUCCAACAGAGGAAGAAACAGCAAAACACCAUCCAGAGGACAAAAGUGUCAACACUAUACCUAGCCAGAGCAAGAGUUAUGUCCAAAAUACCAUUGAGGAUAAUUUCAUACCUGUAAGAAACAAAAGAACUAAACGUGUGGACAAAACCAUCGUUGGAAGCGGUAAGGCUGAAGAAAUGUCCAUUAGAGGUAUCCCUAAGUAUGGAUAUUUGCAUGUCUGUAAGCUCGAUCCUUCUUUGAAACCCGAUCUAAUAGUCAAACAUCUCAACACAAAUGGAUUCGUUGGAGUAAUAUGUGAAAAAUUGGAGUCAAAGAGACCUAAAGAAUAUUUGUCCUUCAAAAUAACGGUUCCUGCUGAAGAUUUUGAAGCUGUAAAAAAUCCAGACUUAUGGCCAACAGGGAGUAGAAUAAACCAUUUUUUAUUCCGUCUCAACAGAAUGAAAACGCCAAUGAUAGGUGCAUAAUUGUACAUCAAAAUGUUCAAAGUUUAAGAAAUUGUGUACUUAGGUUAAAUCAGUUUGUAAACAAUCACAGAGCAUGCUUCAUAGCUGUCACUGAACAUUGGCAAGAAGAACUCGAUUCACUUGUCAUUGGUGGUUUCAAGUUGUGUUCUAAAUACUGUAGACCUGGUGGUUUUGGUGGAAGAGCAAAUUAUUGUAGAAAUGAUAUAUUUUGUGAAGACCGUCCAGAUCUAGUUAGUUUAAGUAUUCCACAUGUCAUUGAAUGCUCGGCUGCAGAAGUACGUGGAAGGGAUAGGAAGUAUGUUAUUGUUUCAAUUUAUCGACCAGAUACAUAUCCCCGUUGUAAUAUUAAUUUGUUUUUUGAAAACAUUCAGAAAGUUCUUCAAAAACUAACAGCUGAAAAUGCUCAUUUCGUAAUUGCUGGUGACUUCAAUAUAAAUUUGCUGGCGAAUGACCAUGAUAAACAGAAAUUUAUUUCAAUAUUGGAAGGAUUUGAUGCUUGUUUUACAAUUCAUGAACCAACUCGGGUUACACAUAACUCUUCCACAUGUAUCGAUAACUUCAUUACAAACUUGAUUGAUUAUGACACUUA